GGAGAGGGGGAGGCCCGGGGAGGCUGGGCGUUGGGUAGGAGGCACCGACUGACCUUCCAGGGCUGCCGUGGAGAGGCGGGGAGGGCGGCGGCACAGGGUCUGGCCCCUCCGCGCGCCUCCUGCCCGUUCUCCCCGCGCCCGGCGCUCCGGCCCCCAGCCCCGGGCCCUCGCUGCUCGCUGCUCCCCGCUCCACGACCGCUGGACGCCGCGCGGGGUCCAGCGGGCCAGGUAGGAGGGAGGCGGCGCCGGGGCAGAGGGGCCGCGGGCGCCCCGCCGCCCUCCUGCGCCGUGCCCGAAGAUGUCGGGAGCUAUCUUUGCGCCCCUGGAGGGCCCGGGCGCCCUGGACGCGGCGAGCGGCCCCCCGCUCGUGUGCCCGCUGUGCCGCGCGCAGUACGAGCACCCCUGCCUGCUGGACUGCUUCCACGACUUCUGCGCCGGCUGCCUGCGCGGCCGCACCGCCGACGGCCGCCUCGCCUGCCCGCUGUGCCAACACCAGACGGUGGUGAAGGGCCCCAGCGGGCUGCCUCCGGUGGAUCGGCUGUUGCAGUUCCUGGUGGACAGCUCAGGGGAUGGUAUGGAGGUGGUGCGCUGUGCCAACUGCGACCAGGAGUGCGGCAAGCAGGACGCAGAGACCACGUACUUCUGCAACACGUGCGGGCAGCCGCUGUGCGCGCGCUGCCGCGAUGAGACGCACAGGGCACGCAUGUUCGCGCGCCACGACAUCGUGGCCUUGGGCCAGCGCAGCCGCGACGUGCUCCAGAAGUGCACACUGCACGCCGAGCCCUACAUCAUGUUCUCCACCGACAGGAAGUCGCUGCUGUGCAUCCGCUGCUUCCGGGACAUGCAGGGGGAGAGCCGGGCUCACUGCGUGGACCUCGAGUCGGCGUACGUGCAAGGCUGCGAGCGGCUGCAGCAGGCGAUGCUGGCGGUGAAGGCCCUGCAGACCGCCACACGGGAGGCCAUCGCACUGCUGCAGGCGAUGGUGGACGAGGUGCGACGCAGCGCGGCGGAUGAGGAGGCCGCCAUCCACGCCCUCUUCGGCAGCAUGCAGGACAAACUGGCAGAGAGGAAAGCGCUGCUGCUGCAGGCGGUGCAGAGCCAGUAUGAAGAAAAGGACAAGGCCUUCAAGGAGCAGCUCUCCCAUUUGGCUACUCUGCUGCCCACCCUGCAGGUCCACCUGGUCAUCUGCUCUUCCUUCCUCAGCUUGGCCAACAAGGCUGAGUUCCUGGACCUGGGCUAUGAGCUGGUGGAGAGGCUGCAGGGCAUCGUCACGCGGCCACAUCGCCUACGGCCGGCUCAGAGCAGCAAGAUCGCCAGCGACCACCGCGCCGAGUUCGCGCGCUGCCUGGAGCCGCUGCUGCUGCUGGGACCGCGCCGGGCGGCGGGUGCCGGGGGCGGUACCAGCACUUCUCUCCCCAGGCUAGCAGGGGGCUCGGGCCCCAAGGUGCUGAUGGGGCCCAUCUGCCCUUCCCCCGUGGGAAAGAUGUUGGGGUCACCGGUCCAAAAGCCCACGCUGCACCGGUCCAUCAGCACCAAGGUGCUGCUGGCAGAGGGCAACGAUUCACCCUUCACGGAACACUGCCGCCACUUUGAGAACUCCUACCGGGUGAGGGGGCCAGGGACCUGCCAGCUGGGAAAGGCCCCACCCCUUCUCACCAAGGUGCAGCGGCCAAAUCUAGUCCUGGCCACCUGGCCUGCAAGCCGUCCCUCCACCGAGGCCCCCGCAGUGCACCCAGCCUGCAGGAAACACAGGCACUCACGCGGUCUCUCCCCCCAGCGCCUGCAGGCAGAGAUGCAGAACCUGAAGGACCAGGUACAGGAGCUGCACCGGGACCUCACCAAGCACCACUCGCUCAUCAAGGCCGAGAUCAUGGGUGAUAUCCUGCACAAGUCCCUGCAGGUGGACACACAGAUCGCCUUGGAGUAUGCUUCCGUGGAGGGCAUGAGAGCAGUCUUCCAGGAGAUUUGGGAGGAAUCCUACCAGCGCGUGGCUAACGAGCAGGAGAUUUAUGAAGAUGGUUCAAGGCUGGAGAGUAAGAAUUUGAAGCCAACAAGACCUAACGCUCUGGCCUGGGCCCCCACAGCCCAGCUCCAUGACCUCCUCCAGCUGAAGCAGGAGAAUGCCUACCUGACCACCAUCACCAAGCAGAUCACGCCCUACGUCCGCUCCAUUGCCAAGGUGAAGGAGCGGCUAGAGCCCAGGUUUCAGGCCCCUGUGGAUGAACCGUCAGACCAUCUACAAAACACGCAUGAUGAUGGCGUGAACGGCGAGGCCCAGGCCAGGAACGAUCCAGUGAGUGUCUCGGAGAGGAGAGAGAAGACCUCAGAGCCGAGAAACAGCCGGACCCUGAGCAGCCUCGCAGAAGAGCCUCCACUGAAAAAUAAAGAUUCUCACAGACCCAAACCGAAAAAUGGGGGUGACGUCCCCACAUGGAGAGAGCGCCCAGCUUAGCAUGGGACUGGUCCCGGAGGUCGGGCGUUUCACAACAUGCACGUCAAGGCUGGGAUAUUUAAGAAGAGGCGGUUCCCAUCAUGAUUUUCUGUUUAAUGUGUAAUCAUUUAUCAGCAGUAAAACCCAGACAGUCUCUGCCAGGUCCCAAUUUCAGGUUCUUUGGCUUGAGCUAGACUUCGUGUCGCCCCGAGUCCUGGUCCUCAUCACGGUGACUCGGGACGGCAUCCCAGUCCGCGUGGAAGAUGUUACAUGAGUGAACAUCCAGCCUGAAGCCCCUCACGCCCCCUGCACCUCCCUGGCGUCUGUGUGCUAGUCCCGAGAGCUCCCGCUGGGGUGGGGUGUGCACCCGUCUGAAUUUCGGGUGAUGAGACUCGCCCACUGUGCAGCACCUGCCCUGCCACAGAGGAAUCCGGCUCCUCCUGAACCACAGCCCCACUGUUAACCGGGCGCCGCUGGAAAGUUCCACCCGCUAAUCUGAGCGCUGACUCAGCAGCAUAGGGGAAAAAAAACCCUUCGCUCCAGCUUUUCUCACGGUAGGGCCAGGGCUGAGCGCAUAAAGCCACGCAAUAGCACCUGGUGGCCCGCAUGGCAGGAGGUGGCCUCCGUCACGACUUCCCCACCGCUGUCCCUGCCUGCUGUCACUCUCCUGUGUUCACCUUCUAUUGAUAUUAAAGCACGAUUCACCAGCAA
This is a messenger RNA of Balaenoptera ricei (Rice's whale), 3142 nucleotides long. RefSeq names its product ring finger protein 207 (gene RNF207). Gene Ontology annotation, biological process: regulation of cardiac muscle contraction; regulation of heart looping. Bases 299 to 2452 code for a protein of 717 amino acids. Gene Ontology annotation, cellular component: perinuclear region of cytoplasm. The transcript is spliced from 16 exons. Lineage: Eukaryota; Metazoa; Chordata; Mammalia; Artiodactyla; Balaenopteridae. The record is from RefSeq and is a predicted model, not a curated record. Gene Ontology annotation, molecular function: transmembrane transporter binding; Hsp70 protein binding; zinc ion binding.